ACAUCUUGAGCUUGGUAAUUGUUCAAUUGGUAAUGAAACUAUCGAGGAAAUAGCCCGCAACUGUACUAAUUUGAAAUAUCUUAGUUUGGAAGGAUGUAAAGGGAUUAGCGAAGAAGUGAUGAAAAAACAUGAUUCAAAAAUUAAAAUUGAACAUCCAGAUUAUUCUGAUGAUGAAUUUUCAGAUUCUGAUCUACCUCCACUUAUUCCAGAUCCAUUAAUGGUAUCUCAAACCGUUAUCUUUACCGGUGGACCUAAUAGAAUGGUUUUAACCAAUACAUUAAAUGUAACAGAUCUUAUUUCUGCAAUUAGAGUAUCAUCAGAAUUGACUGAUUCAGAACGAAUUAAUUUAUUAAAUAGUCUUGCUUGA
This is a messenger RNA of Entrophospora candida, 367 nucleotides long. The record is from the annotation of a GenBank genome assembly. Lineage: Eukaryota; Fungi; Glomeromycota; Glomeromycetes; Entrophosporales; Entrophosporaceae.